GAGUGGAGUAAAUUGUUAGUGACGGCUGGCGAACUGGCGAAGGGAAAAGGUUUCGUGUAGGUGAAUUUUCUCAUCUGUUGUCUACGUCCUGCGACGUGGAGGUUCCGGGAAAAGUCCGGCAAAAUUAAUUAGUCUUGGAUUGGUGUUUCGGGUACAAAGAUUGCAGAUAAGGAGUCGAGUAUAGGAGGCACCAUUCGAAGAACGACAAACACUUAGGUGCAAUGGGUCUGAUCUGCUCCACGGCACAGCUCGCAUGCCUGUGCGGCAGCACAGCCUGCAGUUUCUGCUGCUCCCAGUGUCCAACAUGUCGAAACAGUACGAGCACUCGGAUUAUGUACGCUCUUCUUUUGAUGCUGGGUACGAUCGCUGCUUGUUUCACUCUGCUUCCUAGUCUUCAAGGAGCUCUCCAAAAGGUACCAUUCUGUAAGAACAGCACCAACUAUGUCCCGUCAACGUUUACGGUGGAUUGCCAAUCUGCUGUCGGUUACCUCGCGGUCUAUAGGAUAUGCUUUAUCUUGGCUCUGUUUUUCUUCCUGAUGUCUCUUAUCAUGAUGAAAGUUCGAAGUUCAAAGGAUCCUAGAGCUCCAAUACAAAAUGGUUUCUGGGCAAUAAAAUAUCUUCUUAUAAUUGGCGGAAUGGUUGGAGCCUUCUUUAUUCCAGAAGGCUCUUUCGGUCCCACUUGGAUGUACUUUGGCAUGAUUGGUGGUUUCUUAUUUAUACUUAUUCAGUUAAUUUUGAUAAUUGAUUUUGCUCACUCUUGGGCCAAUGCUUGGGUUGGUCAUUACGAGGAAACCGAAUCUAGAGGCUGGUUUGCAGCUCUAUUAGGAGUAACGUUUUUGAGCUAUGCUGUCUUCAUAAUUGGAAUUGUUUUGCUUUAUAUUGGAUUUACUUUGCCACAUGAUUGUUCUCUAAACAAGUUCUUCAUAUCGUUCAACUUGAUUCUGUGUGUUAUUGCUAGUGCGAUAUCAAUUUCACCAAGUGUACAGGAACGUCAACCUCGCUGCGGUCUUUUACAGUCAUCUAUCGUUUCUCUCUAUGUAGUUUACCUAACAUGGAGCGGUGUUUCAAAUAGUCCAGAUCACGAGUGCAACCCGGGAUUUCUUGGAAUCAUUUCUGGAAACGAUGUAAAGACCCAAAACAGAAUGGCAUUCGAUGGAGAAAGCGUUGUUGGUUUGAUUAUUUGGUUCGGUUGCGUUUUGUACAGCUCUUUACGAACAGCAUCCAAGUCGUCGAAAAUUACAAUGUCUGAGAACGUUCUUGUAAAAGAUAACGGAGCUGUAAGGAAUCCGGGAGACCAGUCCUUGAUUGGCGGUGAAGUGGAAGGACGAAAUGAUGAUGCCGAAGAAGGGCGUGAGACCAAAGUUUGGGAUAACGAAGAAGAUACCGUUGCAUACAACUGGAGCUUCUUCCAUGUCAUGUUCGCUCUUGCUACAUUAUACGUAAUGAUGACAUUGACCAAUUGGUACAAACCGAACUCUUCCCUCGAGACUUUAAAUUCCAAUGCAGCAUCGAUGUGGGUUAAAAUAAUCUCAUCGUGGAUGUGCUUAUCACUGUACGUGUGGACUCUGGUGGCUCCUGUUUUGUUCCCUAAUCGUGACUUUUCCUAAGUCUCCUCGUUGUUCUGGAAAGUGUUACCUUCAAGCUCCAAAGCAGAUAACCCUUUUCCCUCGAAAUUUAUACAUUUCGACAGAAAACGUAAAAGAGUAGGAUUAACCAAAAAACAAGAGCAACCCAAACGUUUCUCUUAGGCUUGUUCAAACAGUCCUGAAUAUAAUAUUUAUCGCCGAUACAUGGAAACCUUGUAGUGUAUUUGUCAACUUAGUUCUAAGUAUCUGAGAUUAAAAAGCAUACGUACGAUUGUUAAUGCAGGUGCCGGCAUGUUAGGAUUUCUCAGAUUCGGUCAAAAUUCUUGUGCUGUACUCUGUAAUUCCGUACACGCUCUUUAUUCACGCCAUAGAUGUGAUUAUAAUUAAAUUGCUGGGUUGGAGCUAAGGUUGUGGCAUUGUAGCGUCUACUUAACCUUGAAACACGGUACAUCCUAAUAAAAAAAAAAUAGGAGUACAAUAUUUUAUUUUCUGCCUGAAAAAAGAAAAACGUUCGCAGAUUGUGGCAACUCAUAAUUAUGGGACUAUUGCGUUUCUGUGAUAUUGAUUUUGUUUUCUUUAAUGGUUCGACUAGACGUAUGUGCAAGUGUCACAUUAUAAGUGUAUUAAAUAUUUCUUCUUCAACCACAGCGUUGAGCAUUGAGCAUUGCAUGAAUUAAAUCCGUUGUUACAUAAAUAUUAAUAUUAAGAUUAUUUUCUCUAUUCGCUUCAUGUUUCUCAAGUUUAAUCAACCCAUAAGUCCCAAGGAAACCUAUAGAUGUUUUGACUUAAAUGUGAGCUGCAUUUAUAAGAACAGUGCACGUGGAAUAUUGUAGUAGCUCGUUUCCAUGCGGUUAUUAUUAAACAUUAACAAGAAAUCGAGUGUACUACAUUAUUACAACAGCUUAUGUACCGCAUUGAAAAUAAUCAUGUAUAUUUUAUGUAAAUUGGAGACGAAAUUUUGGAGUUUGUGUUAUUUCGUCGUCCGAUAGCUACUGGCAACUCGGGGAGAUGUUACUCUCUGUAUUCCCCAUAAUGUAAUAGCUCCUGAUCUAUUAAAUGAAUUCGUAAUGGUAAAAAAAA
Orussus abietinus is the source of this 2666-nucleotide messenger RNA. It is a transcript of the gene TMS1, whose product is annotated as probable serine incorporator. The record is from RefSeq and is a predicted model, not a curated record. NCBI's taxonomy places the organism in Eukaryota, Metazoa, Arthropoda, Insecta, Hymenoptera, Orussidae. The coding region runs from base 222 to 1607 and encodes 461 amino acids. The transcript has 10 exons. Gene Ontology annotation, cellular component: membrane.